GUGGGAUAACCGGAAGCAGCAGGUUGUAGAAAAACAUCGCGGGGGGGUGGCUGCUCAGUUUGAAGUUCACAGUGCCUCCUCUGCUGAUGGACGUUCCGUUUGUCCGUUUUCUGGAGGAACGGGCGGAGGUCUGAGGCAUGGCCGUGUCGCAGGGGCUCGUCUUAGCGUUUCUACUGGAGCGCGGAGGCAAAGUGAGGAACUCUGAGCUGCUGGGCGCUUUCAGAGACUUCAUCAGCUCCAGCGAGCCCGCGGAGAGGAGGAGAAACAGAGACCUGUUCAAGAACUUCGUCAACAGCGUGGCCGUCGUUAAGCAGAUCGACGAUGUGAAGUACGUGGUGGUGAAGAAGAAGUACCAGGAGCUGCUCCAGGCGGGGAAAACGGUGGAGGAGAAACCAGAAAGUCUCGGUUCAGCCCUGGAAACAUCUUCAUCCACAUCCCGCACCGCGACCACCACCCAACACAGCAGCUUCUCCAAGCGCCCGAAUGUUAACUGCUGCAUUGGUCGUGCUGGGAGUUUAUCUAUGAAGCCACAAGUUCAAAUGAGAAGUUCUCCUGAUGGUGAUCCCGGAAUGAUCUCGCCUGCGACAAAGACCAGAACCAGCCUAGAUGAUUCUUUAACUGCUACAGUACUUAAUGUCUCUAAUGGCAGAAUAGGUAAAACAGGGGCUGUUUUUGCUGUUGUGGCAAUAAAAUCUCCACCAUCACCUCAUUUAAAGUCUGAAAAAGUCCACAGCGAGAGGGUGAAGCUCAUCCCCAAAGCACCAGAUGACCUUGCCGCUCAGCAAAAGGUUCCGUUUGGGGUUCUGCCGCAGCCGUUUGCUGGAAAAAGUAGAGCAGUUGGCUGUAACUCAUCAUAUCUGAGUUCAGCUGAAGGACGUCUCUAUAGGUCACUAAGAAGCAAAAGGAGACAUUCGGUGGGACCUAGCUCUCCAGCACCGCCAAGGAGCACCAGAGUGACCAAACCGGGUUCUGAAGCCAAGGAUUUGGCUCUGAUCCCUCUGGAGCAACGAGAACACGACUGGCUGGUAAAAUCAGCAACAGGUUGCUGGGGUCAAGUCUACAGCCUUCUCCUGCAGGACGCUGAGCUGGUGGAGAAGAAGAACUUCAUCUCAGGCUUCACCGUCCUCCACUGGGCUGCUAAGAAAGGAAACAGCAAAGCGGUGCGUCAGAUCCUGGACGUUUCACGGCAAGGUGGCUUGGAGGUUGACGUGAAUGCCAAAAGCCAUGAUGGCUACACCCCUCUGCACAUUGCUGCCAUUCACAGCCAGGAGUCAGUCCUAAACCUUCUGGUGUGCAUCUACAGAGCCAACUGCAACAUCCGUGACAACAGUGGCAAAAAGCCCUACCACUACUUACGCAAAGACGUGUCACCUGAGGUGAGAGAGAUGCUCGGAGACCCUCGCGUUUCGCUUCAGGUUGCAGAACACGGGCACUCGGAUGAUGAUAAGCACUUUUCGGAUGUGCCCAAAGGGCUCAGCACGUUCAGUAAACUGUUUCAGUCCAGUGUGGGGCACAGGAAGAAACCGAGACAUCGUCCAAGCUUCCAUUUCAUCAGUGAUGACCAAGAUGAGAACAGGAGGGACUGCGCUACAUUCAAUCGCAGACCGCUACACUAAAACUAAUGAACUGACCAAAUUAGAUGCACUUGAAAAUACUUUAUUAGUGUAAUUUAGUGUUAUUUAUAGUGUAAUUUAAUUGUAGAUAGUGUGCUCAGAAUAACUAAUGUGUGUGUGGGUUUCUAGAACAGGUUGAUUAGCCUAAUCUGUCUGUCACUUUAAUCUGGACUAUCUCUAAUGUUUAGUCUUUAAGCACUGGAAAGAUUUUUGUGUUUUAAUGUAAUAUGGAAUGGAACAUAUUAGCCACAGAUACUGUAUAACCAUUUUGACUGUAAUGCAUUAGUGAUAUAACAGAAUUAUAUUUAGACAGCAAUAAGAUGGUUCUUCAAUGGUUCUAUUCAGAACCAUGUGUUGUAUAUAGAACCAUUUCAAGCUUGAAGGGUUCUUUGCA
Colossoma macropomum (tambaqui) is the source of this 2007-nucleotide messenger RNA. RefSeq names its product sosondowah ankyrin repeat domain family member Ab (gene sowahab). The record is from RefSeq and is a predicted model, not a curated record. The transcript has 2 exons. Lineage: Eukaryota; Metazoa; Chordata; Actinopteri; Characiformes; Serrasalmidae. Gene Ontology annotation, molecular function: protein binding. The coding region runs from base 138 to 1616 and encodes 492 amino acids.